Sabethes cyaneus is the source of this 1593-nucleotide messenger RNA. RefSeq names its product spindle assembly abnormal protein 6 homolog (gene Sas-6). The transcript has 4 exons. Gene Ontology annotation, biological process: centriole replication. NCBI's taxonomy places the organism in Eukaryota, Metazoa, Arthropoda, Insecta, Diptera, Culicidae. Gene Ontology annotation, cellular component: centriole; centrosome. The record is from RefSeq and is a predicted model, not a curated record. The coding region runs from base 69 to 1502 and encodes 477 amino acids.
CAUUAUUUUCUGGAUAGCGAAUUAAUUGAAUAAACAGUUUAAAGUUUUGAUGCUCAAAAUUAGUGAAAAUGGAUAGCAGUUUUAUAGAUAUUCAUCGAAGAAGAGGAGUAAAAGUGCUAUUUCCCAAUUAUCAAUUACCGUUAAAGGCGGACAACUACGGAAUACAGACACUUCAAAAAUAUAACGUUGUAAUGGAAAAGAUGGACCUGCAAAAUCUGAUUCAAAUUCGCCUGACUGAAUGUAACGAUCAAUCAAAAAUGUUUAUCAGUACAAUAGAUAAUAAUAGCUAUGAACAGAUUCGAUCAGAGCAGUCACUGCAUGUCACGUUUCAAGGAUUUAUUGAUCAUUUGACAAAAAUCUUAGAAUGCUGCAAAAAAGAAGAGCUUCACAUGAGCCUGGUGCGAGAUAACAACUUCUAUUUGUUGCAGUUUUACGAAAAAAGCCCAUUUAAAAACCUAAUUCACCUCUUUCUGCGAAUAGAACCAGCUACAACUGAGACUGUCUUGUUCCACAUCAAUCUUUUACUACAAUCGUUUCAGGAUCAGGCAGCAGACUGUGCAUGUCAGGUUCAAAAGUAUCAGCGUGAACUAACUUUGCGUGAUGAUACAAUAAAUCGAUUACAGAAUGACCUGCGAACUUUAAACACGAAGCUGCAGGAUCAGGAAAACAUGAUAUUUAGUCGAAAUACAGACGAAAUAAAUCGACUUCAACAAGCAAUCAAGCAUUUGACUGAUUCAAAAGAAUUGGAAGAGAAACGGCUAAAGACAAUGAUUUCUGCUAUGCAAGAAAAAAUCGAUCAGCAAAAUAAGGAAUUAUUAGCUAAUACCGAGAGGAUACUUCAAGACACCAAACGCUGCGAAUCUGUACGAGAGGAAAAUCACAAGCUAAAAUCACAUAACGCUCAAGCUCGAGAUGAAAUCGAAAGAUUAAAGGCAGAACUAUAUUCUUAUCAAAAUCGUGAUGGAAGACACGAGGCUCUUGCUUUGGAUUUACGGAAGCAAACAGUUGAAUUGCAAAGUAAAUUAAAAGUAAAUGAAAAACAAAAAUCUGAUCUUGAAGCUGAACUGGAAGCCGAACGGAACAUAUGCCAAACAAAGAAAAAUGCGUUGCAGCUCACUACAGACGAGAUAGCUACCGCCAAUGCUGUAAUCAGUAAUUUAAAUAAGGAAAUUAUGAAACUGAAGAGCAAGAUCGAACUGCGUACUGAGAUUGCGAUGAGACAGGAAAAGUUAAUUCAGGAUAAAGAAAAGCAUUACGAUGAAUUACAGCAAACUGUAAAGAAUAUUCAAGUAGAACAUCAUAAAAAUCGAGCAUUGAGUGAGGAGCAUGCCCAUACUGUACGAAGGAUUAAAGAGAAUUCUGAAGCAAUCGAAGAAAAAUACCGAAAAAAAAUCAAUGAUCUCAUCGUUAAAGUAUCCCAGUGUCAAAACAUGGAGCUAAACUCAAUUGAGAAUACGAAUUUUUCCAGCCGAUAUCUUAAGCCACAAAAUCGGAUAGAAUAGUCAUCUAAUUGCACAAAAUAGUUGAUUUUUAUUUUAAAGAAAUAUUAAAGUUAUCGUGGAAAAAUAAAGAAUUAAUUUUCGAUUUCUUUCG